CCAAAUGUAGGACCAGAUAAGCAGAGCAAAAAUCUAGAGAUGAUCGAAGAGAUGAUAGAAGAGAUAAUUAUAGAAGAGAUGAUUACAGAAAAAAUGACUAUAGAAGAGAUGAACGUAGAAGAUCUUGUUUUCAUAGCCGUGAUCGCUCUUAUAGAAGUUCUUCACGAAACAGAAGAAAUUCUAGAGAAAAUUCUUGAGAAAGAAGCAAAUAUUCAGACUCUUAUAAUAACAAUAGUAGAAGAACUAGUUUUCGCUCUUCCUCACCUUAUCAUAGAGAUAUUAACUACUUUGGUCAUGACAGUACUCUAUCUUCAGCCUUCCCAGUUUUUUCUAAUAACAACUAUAUCAGCCUAUCUUUAUGAAGAAGCUAAAAAGACUGACCUUCUCCCUACCUCUCACACUACCCCUGUUAAAUGUAACAUUCGUCUUAGAAACAGACCUUACCAAGCAAUUAUUGAUAGCG
Molecule: messenger RNA, 463 nt
Organism: Dentiscutata erythropus
Lineage: Eukaryota; Fungi; Glomeromycota; Glomeromycetes; Diversisporales; Gigasporaceae
Source: the annotation of a GenBank genome assembly